AUGAAUGAAAAUAGUUCCUUUUCCUUGGAGAACCCCACAACCGUGGAGGUUGCGAAGAAGUUCUUCCUCAAGACCCGGAUCGAUGAGAACACCCACUCGGUUGCCUUUUGCACGCCGAGCGUAUCCACGUUAAUCGACCUCUACUGCAAACAGCCCGGCUACCUCAACAGACCCCGACAAACUGGGGAACCGGAGGAUCUCGUCACAGGAGCACCAUCAGGUGUUGAGUGCCAAUACGCGGUGGCGAUGGGGACCAAUGGCAAGAACUGGCCAGACGGAAAAGCCCAGGGUCAUCGCGACGCGGACUGUUUCGCGACAUACGCCAUCGCUACGUACAUCAACACCGUGUACUGGUACAGGGCGUAUGAACCCAGGGAUAGGGCAAAGUAUCUGGAGUAA
Parathielavia appendiculata is the source of this 399-nucleotide messenger RNA. RefSeq lists its product as uncharacterized. The record is from RefSeq and is a predicted model, not a curated record. The transcript has 3 exons. Bases 1 to 399 code for a protein of 132 amino acids. NCBI's taxonomy places the organism in Eukaryota, Fungi, Ascomycota, Sordariomycetes, Sordariales, Chaetomiaceae.